Oryzias latipes (Japanese medaka) is the source of this 2722-nucleotide messenger RNA. Lineage: Eukaryota; Metazoa; Chordata; Actinopteri; Beloniformes; Adrianichthyidae. The record is from RefSeq and is a predicted model, not a curated record.
CUCCCUCUUUCUCUCCUCUCCUCCGUCCUCUUUUUAAUGGGGCUUGCGGGUGAUCGGGAGCGCACGGCGCGUCUGGAUCGCCUGUUCCGGUGACUCCAUCUCCUGAUGAAGGCUUGGCUUGCGCUCUGCUCGUCAAAGCUGGACGAGCGCACACCUAAGGGGAUCAGACUAAGCGCGUCCUCUCGGAAUAACGUCGCCUUCCUGUGUGGAUUUCGGUUCUGGCGAUCUUCUUCCCGUCUUGGAUGUUAGCGCGCAUCACACACCGGCGCGCAUGAAGCUGCCGUUUGGGGGAUUUUCAGACAGAGGGAGACCGUUUUAUUCUUUUACGUCGUUAUCUCACUUUUUAGGCCAGAUUGAGACUCUUUUUCCGCGCAGCUUUCUUACAUGUGCUCGGCGAUAAAAAUUUAAAUCACGGAAAAGUUGCGCGCGCAAAGAUCUGGAGAAGGACGACAUGGCUAUGGUGGCUUGGAGAAACGCUGAGGGCGUUGGGGACACGCAGGGGACUCUCUCCUCCCCGGUGUCCCAGGUUGGCCCCCUGUCGUUAUCCGGGGAUCUGACGGGACACAGGAAUCCGGUGACACCGGCGACCUCCCUGGAACUACCGACGGCGGCGGUGGCGGCGGCUCCACCGCCCAACCAGUCCAGCGCCUCCGCCGCGACCACAACGGCGACCAACAACAACAGCACCUCGUUCUCCUCCUCAUCCUCCUCCUCAUCGUCCAUGGACAAGCAGCAGAGCCAGCAGAUCGAGUGCAUCGUGUGCGGCGAUAAAUCCAGCGGGAAGCACUACGGACAGUUCACCUGCGAGGGCUGCAAGAGCUUCUUCAAGCGCAGCGUCCGGCGGAACCUGACCUACACCUGCCGGGCCAACAGGAACUGUCCCGUGGACCAGCACCACCGCAACCAGUGCCAGUACUGCCGCCUCAAGAAAUGCCUGAAGGUCGGCAUGCGGAGGGAAGCCGUGCAGAGAGGCAGGGUCCCCACGCAGGCGUACCACGGCCAGUUCGCGCUCACGAACGGGGACCCCCUUCAGUGUCACUCCUACCUGUCCGGCUACAUCUCCCUGCUCCUGCGGGCCGAGCCCUACCCCACCUCCCGGUUCGGCUCCCAGUGCCUGCAGAACAACAACAUCAUGGGCAUCGAGAACAUCUGCGAGCUGGCGGCCCGGAUGCUGUUCAGCGCCGUGGAGUGGGCCCGGAACAUCCCGUUCUUCCCGGACCUGCAGGUGUCGGACCAGGUGGCCCUCCUCCGCCUCACCUGGAGCGAGCUGUUCGUGCUGAACGCGGCGCAGUGCUCCAUGCCCGUGCACGUCGCCCCGCUGCUGGCCGCCGCGGGCCUCCACGCGUCCCCCAUGUCGGCCGACCGGGUGGUGGCCUUCAUGGACCACAUCCGGGUCUUCCAGGAGCAGGUGGAGAAGCUGAAGGUGCUGCACGUGGAUUCGGCUGAGUACAGCUGCCUGAAGGCCGUCGUGCUGUUCACCACAGAUGCCUGCGGUUUGUCGGACAUGGCGCACGUGGAGAGCCUCCAGGAGAAGUCCCAGUGCGCGCUGGAGGAGUACGUGAGGAGCCAGUACCCCAACCAGCCCAACAGGUUCGGGAAGCUGCUGCUGCGCCUGCCGUCCCUGCGCACCGUCUCCUCCUCCGUCAUCGAGCAGCUGUUUUUCGUGCGCCUGGUGGGGAAGACCCCCAUCGAGACCCUCAUCCGGGACAUGCUGCUGUCCGGCAGCAGUUUCAGCUGGCCUUACAUUCCCAAUCUCCAAUAGAAGGAGACGCGCUCGGCGAAAACAUCUCCAAUCUUUUUUGGUUUUCAUAGAAAGUGCAGGGGAAAUCUGCCUUAUUCUGGAAAGAUGAACUUAUUGAUGAAGUGAUCGGCGGCAGAUCAUUAACCCGUUCACCCACAAACGACCACGGACUGACCCGGUGACCUCAAACAAACUGCAAUUUUUUGGGAAUUAAAAACAGUAUUUAUUGGACCCGUGUGAAUAUUUAUUGUGCUUGUAAAUUAUGUUUUGAUUUCUUUUUUUUUUACCGUCUCAUAUCUAUAUCUAUACAUAUAUAUCUCUAUUUUUUUGCCCUGGUUUCUGAAAACUGGGGCGACCGUCUUUCCUUUUCUGUCGUGGUUUUCGUAGCUUUUCAGACGAAGCACUUUGGACUGCAGCGAAAUGUCAUCAAGGUCGCCUCCAAACCGCGCUCAGAUCCACUCCGACCCGCCGCCAAGCCCAAAAGCACUGAUUUUCGUUUGUUGGUAUUGAAGAAAAACCACAAAUUAUAUUUGGGUUGUGUCAAUUUUUUAAAUGUAUUUUUUAUUGGGCUAUUAUGCAGAAAAAUUAUUUUUCUUCUUAACUAUUUGGUUUAUUCUUGAAAGGAUGUUUCAUCAAAAAUUCACUUUUUUCCCAUUUUUCCCUCCAAAAUGAGAAAUGGUCACAAGGUGGAGGAGACGACACACCCACCCAACACUUACCACGAUUUUUAGAUUUCUGGGAUUUUUUUCCACAAACUUUGAGAUUUCUUAUUUUUUUUAAGAGCACUGAGUUUUUCUGUCAUAAAGGGACGAAGAGAACAAAAGUUUCUUGGACGGGUUUGACUUCGGGGCCCGGCCCGCUCCCUGCAGGGCCUCCGUGGAACCCAGCGUGUGUGUUUUCCUGUGUUGACUUCUUUUCUGACACCCACUCUGAUGUACUGUGAAAGGUUAACAUAUUGAUUAAAUUAUAACUGAAGAUUUA